Cyprinodon variegatus (sheepshead minnow) is the source of this 2335-nucleotide messenger RNA. RefSeq names its product apoptosis inducing factor, mitochondria associated 1 (gene aifm1). Gene Ontology annotation, cellular component: cytoplasm; mitochondrion. NCBI's taxonomy places the organism in Eukaryota, Metazoa, Chordata, Actinopteri, Cyprinodontiformes, Cyprinodontidae. Gene Ontology annotation, molecular function: FAD binding; protein dimerization activity; NAD(P)H oxidase H2O2-forming activity. The coding region runs from base 140 to 2062 and encodes 640 amino acids. The transcript has 18 exons. Gene Ontology annotation, biological process: mitochondrial respiratory chain complex assembly; apoptotic process. The record is from RefSeq and is a predicted model, not a curated record.
AACGUAUGACCUGUCUGUGGCCUUGGCGUGCAGUGUGUGCGGCUGCUAGUUCUCCAACGGACCUGUUUAAUUGUAGCUAGCUUUGUGUCCGACCUGUCGGCAGUGUAUCCGGGAGCAGUUGGAGAAGAGCUGAGCCACCAUGCUGACAUGUAGGACUGUAUGGAAGAAGCUAACCCCUCUAGCUAGAGCCUCGUCAGCUGUCUGCCGGCAGAACGUGAGGAGAACAGGCUUAAACAAUGCCAGAACUCCACUGUGUGUGCCUGUGGCUCACAUGUCCACGGGGCCAGCGGGUGGAGGUGGAGACAACCUGAAAUACGCCCUCCUAGUCGGAGCAGCCUUUGUUGGUGGCCUAACAUACGCUGUCGUUACCCUAAAGGGGGACCAGCAAAGACAUCAGGAACGUUUGGCAGAGAUCUCCUCCAGGAGGCAGAAAUCAGCCGCGAAACAAGCAGCCACACCGCUCCAAACAGAACCCCCUGCUGCUGAAGCUGCACAGACAGAGGCCCACCUAGAGCCGAAACCUGAAGUCCCAGCGGCUGAGGUCGCCGAAGCAGCAGCUCCCAGCGAAACCACUGAACAGUCUCCAGCCUCCAAACCUGCCUCUCCAAAGCUGCCCUCACACGCCCCCUACCUGCUGAUUGGUGGAGGUACGGCCUCUUUCGCUGCUGCUCGCUCUAUCCGAGCCAGAGACCCUGGUGCCAAGGUGCUGAUCGUGACUGAUGAGCCAGAUCUUCCAUAUAUGAGGCCUCCUCUCUCUAAGGAGCUGUGGUUCUCUGACGACCCAAGCGUCACAGAAACUCUGAGGUUCAAACAGUGGAACGGGAAGGAGAGAAGCAUCUACUUUCAGCCGCCAUCAUUUUACAUCGAUCCAGAGGAUUUGAAUAGUGCUGAAAAUGGGGGAGUGGCGGUCCUCGCUAGCAGAAAGGUGGUUCAUAUGGAUGUGAGAGGAAACAAAGUAAAACUGGACGACGAUACAGAGAUUUCUUAUGACAAGUGUUUAAUUGCUACUGGUGGGGUCCCGAGGAAUCUGCAGGUAAUCGAGAGAGCAGGAGAGGAGGUGAUGAAGAGGACCACUUUAUUCCGCAAGAUCGAAGACUUUAAAGCGCUGGACAAUGUGUCGAGAAACAAGCAGUCCAUCACCAUUAUUGGAGGUGGAUUCCUGGGCAGCGAACUGGCCUGUGCGCUCGGCAGGAGAUCAACAGAGUCCGGGUUAGAGGUGAUUCAGAUGUUCCCAGAGAAGGGCAACAUGGGCAAGGUGCUCCCCGAAUAUCUGAGCAACUGGACAACGGAAAAAGUCAAGAAAGAGGGUGUGAAGGUCCUCACAGAAGCACUGGUCAAAUCUGUGUCUUACAAAGAUGAUAAACUAGAAAUCAAACUCAAGGAUGGACGAUUGGUGAAGACGGAUCACAUUGUUGCUGCUGUCGGCCUGGAGCCAAAUGUGGACCUUGCUAAGUCAGCCGGUCUGGAGGUGGACUCUGACUUCGGUGGCUAUCGGGUCAAUGCGGAGCUGCAAGCCAGGUCCAACAUUUGGGUGGCUGGAGAUGCAGCCUGUUUCUAUGACAUCAGGCUGGGCCGCCGGCGGGUCGAGCACCAUGACCAUGCCGUGGUCAGUGGGAGGCUCGCUGGAGAGAACAUGACGGGAGCCAGCAAACCUUACUGGCAUCAGUCUAUGUUCUGGAGUGAUCUGGGACCCGAUGUCGGCUAUGAGGCUAUUGGGAUCGUUGACAGCAGCCUGCCGACAGUAGGAGUGUUUGCCAAGGCCACUGCUAAGGACACGCCCAAAGCUGCUACUGAGGAGUCGGGUACGGGGAUCCGCUCAGAGAGCGAGACGGAGGACACUGCUUCCAGCGCAGUGGCCUCUUCCACGCCGUCUCCUGCCGUCCAGCACAAGGACGAAUACGGAAAAGGAGUCAUCUUCUACCUGAGAGACAAAGUGGUGGUGGGGAUCAUCCUGUGGAACGUGUUUAACAGGAUGCCCAUUGCCAGAAAGAUCAUUAAGGACGGAGAGGAGCAUGCAGAUCUGAACGAGGUGGCAAAGCUGUUCAACAUCCACGAGGACUAAGCUGCUGGAGGCUGACACUCAGGGGAGAGAGUUUAACUUCAUAGAAAGAGCGAACUCUGGCAGUGAUCGCCACCUUCGUUAAAACGAAACAUGUCUACCAAAUGAGAGGAUCAAUGUAUAUUAAACUGUUGAUAUUUUCAUAUUUGGAGUUUGUAUCUGCUGUUUUAUUUUGCUUGUGUUUGGGUUUACCCCCCACAUAAGAAGUCCUCAUCAUUUUUUCCUUUCACCGUCAUUUGUGUGAUUUCCCCCACCCCAAAAAAACAAAAACAAAAA